Molecule: messenger RNA, 1625 nt
Organism: Galdieria sulphuraria
Lineage: Eukaryota; Rhodophyta; Bangiophyceae; Galdieriales; Galdieriaceae
Product: amino acid/polyamine/organocation permease, APC family
Exons: 1
Coding region: 39-1496 (485 amino acids)
Biological process (GO): transmembrane transport
Cellular component (GO): membrane
Molecular function (GO): transmembrane transporter activity
Source: RefSeq, a predicted model, not a curated record
GUUUGUGGAUCACAUAUUGUGUGUUAGUUGAAACUUUGAUGGAGGAAAAUGUAGAACUUACUACGAUAUCCAAUAAUCACUCUGUACAAGAACAAACUGAGGAAAAAGCCUCCAGUUUUGAAGGCUUACAGUUCUUGACAGAACAAUCAGAAGAUUGGGAGCUUGGUGAAUCGUUUCCUAAGCGAAGUGUUGGAGUAUGGCAACUAUCCAGUCUAAUUUAUUUAUUAACUGCUGGAGGUGGUUAUGGAUUGGAGCCAUUGGUUGGUGCAGCAGGUCCGCUACCUGCAAUAGUGGGUAUCUUGAUUGUUCCUUGGCUAUGGUCUGUUCCUCAAGCCUUGAUGACAGCAGAACUGUCCACCAUGUUUCCUAAAGAUGGUGGAUUUGUUUUAUGGGUUUAUGAAGCUUUUGGAAGUUUUUUUUCUUUUCAAGUUGGUUGGUGGACGUUUGUGGACUCUUUGGUGGAUAAUGCGUUAUUACCCCGACUCUUUAGCGAUUAUUUAUCAGUAUUGAUAGGAACUAGUAGCAUAUCUCGUUGGUGGACAACUUUGGGAGGAAUACUUAUAUUGUCUUUUUGUACUGUACUGAAUGUGAUUGGACUGCAUAUGGUGGGAUGGGCUUCUAUUCUGUUUACUAUUUUUGUAUGUUUUCCCUUUUUGUUGUUGGCUUUGAUGGGUCUUCCAAGAGCUUCUCCUCAAGUUUGGUUAAGUUUUCGAGGUUGGAAACUAUCUCAUUGGCGUUUAUAUUUUGCAUCUUUAUUAUGGAAUCUAUGUGGCUAUGAUAGUGCAGGCACUUGUGCAGGAGAAGUUCGAAAUGCUUCUCAAACUUAUCCAAAAGCUAUUUUAUUGUCAUGUGCAAUGGGAAUCAUAUCUUUUCUCCUUCCAAUAUUAUCCACAGUAACAUAUAAUCAGAAUUGGGAGUUGUGGACGGAUGCAUUUUGGCCUCGUGCUUGUAACCAAGUAGUUAGUGGACGUUGGUUAGGCUAUUGGAUUGCGUUAGGAGGAAUGGUUAGUGCUGUUGGUAUGCUCAAUUCUUUAUUAGCUACAUCAUCACGUGCUUUAUAUGGAAUGAUUAUAUGUGGUUUGUUACCCAAACGACUUGGUUAUUUACAUUCCAUAUAUGCAACUCCGAUAUUUUGUAUUCUUUUGGUUUCAUUGGGUACCGCAUUUUGUAGUAUUUUCAGUUUUGAAAGCCUUUUGCAAGUUGAUUCGGUUUUGUAUAGUCUCAAGUUGGCAUUGGAAUUGUGUGCUUUUAUAGGUCUUCGAUAUUCACAAGGACAUCUUUUAAGACCUUUUCGAGUUGCAGGUGGAAAUGGGGUUGUCUGGUUAUUAGUUGCAAGUGGGUUAUUUUGUUGUUGUGGAAUGAUAUUGUUAAGUAAUUGGGCUGCUGCAGUGACCACUUUAGUUAUGAUUGCAUUGGGAAUACUUAUGUAUCUUAUUUUUCAAAAAAUAGGUUGGAUUAGGCUGCAUUCAGUAAUACCCACAAGAACAACGCUAUGAAUAUAUCAUCUCACAAAAGCCAGUCCAACCUCAUAAGAAACAAUACCAAUCAUACCAAUUCUCUCCCUAAUACCGAAAUAAAAGUAUUCAACUUGGCCUUAUCAUCCUUGUAACUAUUAAACUUAUCCA